Molecule: messenger RNA, 1969 nt
Organism: Bufo gargarizans (Asiatic toad)
Lineage: Eukaryota; Metazoa; Chordata; Amphibia; Anura; Bufonidae
Exons: 4
Coding region: 51-1409 (452 amino acids)
Source: RefSeq, a predicted model, not a curated record
AGCCACCUCUGGAGGCAGCGCGCCUGGAACCCGCUGAGUCCGCCGCCGCCAUGGCUGACAGACGAGUGAUAGAAGUGUCCGGCCUCCCCCGCCGCCCGUACGAUGACGAUUUUAUCAGAGAUCAGCUUUUAUUGCACUUCCUGCGACCGAGAAAUGGGGGCGCAUAUGAAGUCGAGGUUCGAUACCCCACGGGGGAGGAGGGCGUGGCCUCGCUGGUGUUUGAAGACGAGGAAGUGGCAAAGAGGAUUCUGGGCAGGAAGCACUCCCUGGUAAUAGAGGACUGUACCCACCCUCUGGAGGUGAGGCGCCCCCAGCCUCGCGGCUCACAGUUUUCCAUGCCCGUGAAGACUCUCCUGGACCUGUCGUAUUUCAGCGAUGUGCCAGAGGUGAAGCGGCUCCUGCUACAACAUAAGCUUAGUGUAUACUGUGAGCGCGAUGUGGUCCUUGGCAUCCAAGGGGAGUUCUGCGAUUUGAAGAGAUGUUGCCAGGACCUGUACAGGAUCCUCUCUAGGGAGAAACCUAAACACAAUUCACCUGCAGCAAGCGGAAAUCGCUCAGAAGAUAGGGGGCGACGAGCCCCCCAGAAUCCGUCCACAACCCCAGACCGGAAGUCACCCUCAUCAUCCAGCGGAAGACGGCCCGAGGGCAGAGGACACUUGGCACAAGAUGUCACAGAAGAUAAUCGCAACCGUCUUGGUAGCACAACCCAACAUCCAAGGACGAGUCCUCAAAACUCGUCCCCAAAAGUAGCCAGACCGCCGACGCCAACGCGCAUCCAGACCGCCGACGCCGCCACAUUGCUGUCCCAUACCUUCCAUGUAGACCCUGCAGUCGUCAGAUACCUAAGAACAUGUCGACAAGACGCCAUCGAUCACUUUCUUAGACAACGCAAUAUCCAAAUGAAAUUCAGAAAUCGCGACGGCUUUACCAGCAUCACAUUGACCCCCCAGACACCGGCGCAGCCAGAACUCUUCAAAGAGGCGUGUAAUGACGCAAUGAGGAUGUUUGACGCUUAUCACCGUGGUCUUCGGGAAGCAAACAUUGAACUGCCGCGCGGCGCUGAUGAGGAACUGAUCCAGAGGUUGUUACUUGGGCGUGACAUCUGUUCAGCGCCCGGCACCAACAACUCGCUGGAUCUGAUCGGCCCUCCCGAGAGGGUCCUGAGCUUUCUGCAGCAGUGGAAAGGAACCCAAGGCAAAUGGCGGCAAGGUUUGGGCUCCCCAAUAGUAGGCAUAGACUUGGCGACAAAGAGCAAGGACGCAACACAUCCCGCAGCGUCGGUUGGAAGGGUGAGCGGGCGAGAAGCCGGUCAGGAGGCCCAAGUCAGGGAAAUAGAGAGCCGGCAAGAUGGAGCAGGUUCUGGAAGAGGAAAGUCCUCGGGCAGUGAGACAAGAAAACCCUGGAAAUGACAGCGUGUAGUCUCAGUAUAGUGCGGGAGGUCCUCGCCCACAACCUGCCGCACCCCACAAGUGUUCAGCGAAUUGGCCCCGUGGUAUGUAAACAUCGGGCCCCAUCCGCAACAAAACCUUCACCAGAUCACAUUAUAUAGGAGUCAGCAGAGCUGAGUUUGCCAGGAACAUAUUGUAGCAGAGUAGUUAUGGUAAGGGUCAGUUCAGGGCGGGCGAUCCGUCCACAUUACUCACGUGUGUCACGACCCGCGUGUGCGUUGUAACUCGUGCACACGGCUGUUGAUUGGCCGUUCUGUGCAUUGAGGACCGCAAUUUGCGGUCCCCAAUGCACGGGCAAAAUCCGUGCGGAUUCUGCAGACGGAUGCGGACCCAUUCAACUUGAAUAGGUCCGUGGUCUGUCCGCACCGCAAAAAAGUAAUCGCAUACUUCAAAUGUGCUCCGUAUAAUCAGAGUGAGAAAUGAUAAAAUCGCUGUAGUCGUAGUCAGAGAAUCCAACUGCAAAUCAUAAACUAACGUCUUAUACAAUGUAUCUAUAAUACUUCAAUAAAUGAUCACUUUAU